UGUGUUCCAGUGAGCUCUUCUCCCCAUCUCAGAAGUACCAGCUGUUGGUGUAUCACGCAGAUUCGCUGUUUCAUGAUAAGGAGUACCGGAAUGCUGUGAGUAAGUACACCAUGGCUCUGCAGCAGAAGAAGGCCCUAAGUAAGACUUCCAAAGUGAGACCUUCAACUGGCAAUUCUGCAUCUACUCCCCAGAGCCAGUGUCUUCCAUCUGAAAUUGAAGUGAAAUACAAAAUGGCUGAAUGCUAUACCAUGCUAAAGCAAGAUAAAGAUGCCAUUGCUAUCCUUGACGGGAUCCCUUCAAGACAAAGAACUCCCAAAAUAAACAUGAUGCUAGCAAACCUCUACAAGAAGGCUGGCCAGGAGCGUCCUUCCGUCACUAGCUACAAGGAGGUGCUGCGGCAGUGCCCACUAGCACUUGAUGCCAUUCUUGGUUUGCUGUCCCUGUCUGUAAAAGGGGCAGAAGUGGCCUCGAUGACAAUGAAUGUGAUCCAGACCGUGCCCAACUUGGACUGGCUCUCUGUGUGGAUCAAAGCCUAUGCUUUCGUGCACACUGGUGACAACUCGAGAGCAAUCAAUACCAUCUGUUCCCUGGAGAAAAAAUCCUUAUUACGAGAUAAUGUGGAUCUACUGGGGAGUUUAGCAGACCUGUACUUCCGAGCUGGAGACAAUAAGAACUCUGUCCUCAAGUUCGAACAAGCACAGAUGUUGGACCCUUAUUUGAUCAAGGGAAUGGAUGUUUAUGGCUACCUCCUGGCUCGAGAAGGGCGGCUGGAGGAUGUGGAGAACCUCGGCUGUCGACUUUUUAAUAUUUCAGAUCAGCAUGCAGAGCCCUGGGUGGUCUCUGGGUGUCACAGCUUCUAUAGCAAACGCUACUCUCGGGCCCUCUACUUAGGGGCCAAGGCCAUUCAGCUGAAUAGUAAUAGUGUUCAAGCUUUGCUACUCAAGGGAGCUGCGCUUAGGAACAUGGGAAGAGUUCAAGAAGCAAUAAUCCACUUCCGGGAGGCCAUACGGCUUGCACCUUGUCGCUUAGAUUGUUAUGAAGGACUCAUCGAAUGUUACUUAGCCUCCAACAGUAUCCGAGAAGCAAUGGUAAUGGCAAACAACGUUUACAAAACUCUGGGAGCAAAUGCACAGACCCUCACCCUUUUAGCUACUGUUUGUCUUGAAGACCCGGUCACACAAGAGAAAGCCAAAACGUUAUUAGAUAAAGCCCUGACCCAGAGGCCAGACUACAUUAAAGCGGUGGUGAAAAAAGCAGAGCUACUUAGCAGGGAGCAGAAAUAUGAAGAUGGAAUUGCUCUGCUGAGGAACGCGCUCGCUAACCAGAGUGACUGCGUCUUACAUCGGAUCCUAGGCGAUUUCCUCGUAGCUGUCAAUGAGUAUCAGGAAGCAAUGGACCAAUAUAGUAUAGCACUAAGUUUGGACCCCAAUGACCAGAAGUCUCUAGAGGGGAUGCAGAAGAUGGAGAAGGAGGAGAGUCCCACAGAUGCCACUCAAGAGGAGGAUGUGGACGACAUGGAAGGCAGUGGGGAAGAAGGGGACCUGGAGGGCAGCGACAGUGAAGCAGCCCAGUGGGCUGACCAGGAACAGUGGUUUGGCAUGCAGUGAGGCAGGCGAACGUCGGUGCUGAGACUGACGGCUCUGUGGACUGACAGAGCCAUUCCUGGAGGACAGACCUGCAGGCUGCAGUGAGAUUCCUGCCCCCUCACUCCAUAUUCCAGUGGUGACAUCAUUUAAGAACUGACUCUGAUCGCUUUUCGUCCUUCUCCCCUCCCCUGCUGCAGCCAAGGAAGACUUCAUGAGCCUUCUGUGAGGCCUACACUCAUGCAGGAGCUUCUGGGGUGGGGUGUGGGUGCUUUAAAAAAUAUUUCUGAAUCUGAAGACUUAAAGAAUAGAUGACAUUUUUUGUCUGUGAUGCUGUGAAUGAAUUUAAAGGAGUGACCCUUUUCCCCAGAGAGGAUGUUCACCCUGCAGUCAGAUGGUCGCAUGGGCCAACCCUUGGAAAGGGUCUCAUGUUUUCAGAAGCAUUCAUCAUUCAUCGGGAGCUGUCCAGACUUCCCUGGUCCGUUACUUUCUUCUGCAACAUUAGUAAUGCCUUAAGCUGACAUUUGCAUUUUUGCGGAACAAUUACCUGGAUGGAUCUGAGAAGAAACAGUUGCACAGAGGCAUGGCUGGAGUAAUAAACUAAUAAAGCUGUUUCUGUACAGUAA
Messenger RNA from Echinops telfairi (small Madagascar hedgehog), 2209 nucleotides. RefSeq names its product anaphase promoting complex subunit 7 (gene ANAPC7). The transcript has 10 exons. Gene Ontology annotation, biological process: cell division. Lineage: Eukaryota; Metazoa; Chordata; Mammalia; Afrosoricida; Tenrecidae. Gene Ontology annotation, molecular function: protein binding. The record is from RefSeq and is a predicted model, not a curated record. The coding region runs from base 111 to 1607 and encodes 498 amino acids.